ACAAUUGGGCCUCGGAGAAAGCCGCCAUGAUUCCAUUAAGUGCGCUUGGUGGCUCACGGCCUCCUGGGCCAGAUGCCAGCGGAGAUAGCGCAGGCGGAGCAGCAAGUGCUGGAGCACCUGGCUCCGCCCCAGCUGCUCCUGCAGCUUCUGAGGCAGCUCCCCAAGCUGAGAAAGGCCCCACGCCAGAACAGCCACCUGAGACAAGCGCUGAUGAUGCAGUCGCUGAGGUUGGCAAGAAAGAAGGGCUGGACCCGCUGAUGCCAAUAGUAAUUCCCAACCAGGGUGAGGACAGCCGCCCGGUUCCAAAGCAGGUUCAGUGCUUGGAAAAUGGCACAGACCUCUUCAAGAUGUUUGAGGUUGACAUGAACAAGUUUGACGCGUCACAAACGCGGAAGGCGUACCACAAGAUGGCAACCUUUGUACAUCCAGAUAAACUGGGACGCGAGCCAACAGAUGCUGAUCGUGCACGCUUUACCAAACUCAAGCAGGCUUACACUGUUCUUAUGGACGAGCAACUCAGAGCAGUGUACAGACAGCAUUGCUUUGGUAUUGCUGGCACUGGAGGCUGUCCCCCACAAGGGCACGAAGCUGCCUUGAGCAAAGCUCUGGAGAUGGCCCGUGAACUUCGAAAGAUGGGGGAAGAGAGAGCUUUGGUGCUGUACAAGGCGGCAGAGGUGGGCUGGUCUGAAGUCCAGAAGGACCAAGAUGGUCGAGCCACACGUGGUGAUGGCCGGAAGCUUGCCCACAAGUUCAAUAUUUUCCAAGAUAUCUCUUCAGAAGAGGAUGACGGAGAGCUGGACAAGGAGAGGCGAGGUCUUAGUGUUGAGCAGAUUUUGGAGCGUAGUCCGAAGUAUGCUGACAAGUUCCUAGACAAAGUCAAGCCGUUGCUGGUAGAGCCAAAGGUCAGCAAAAGUGCAGCAGGAGGUGCUUUCACAAUGCUCGAAGAGCCAAAGCUGAUGGACUUGCUCAACGAGAGUUCAAAGACCGUCCAACGCCACGUCCGCAGAUGCCGCACUUCUUUGAAGCAGAUGAACUGGGCAAUGACUUCGCUUUUGGCUCACAAGGAUAGCCCAUGGAGAGGCCUUGAGGUCAAAGGCUCCUUGGCAGAGCAUGGUUGCGUCAAACUGCUGGAGCUAAUGAAAUCAGGCAUGGCCGUGGGCAAGUUUAGCGAGGUGCACGAAGAGGAGUUUGCAAAGCUCGUGGACAAUCUUCAUAGGUUGUACAUGGACAUUUUCGAGCGACGCGGCCAGGAGCUGUUGAAAGCAGCGAUUCAAGCAGAGCUCAAUGUGAUUUACUUGCUUCCUGAAAGCGGUGGCCGUCUUCCAGAUGGUUCCCGAGUGCUUCUUCAGGACCUAGUUGCAAGGGCAGAUCUCAACGGCAAGGCUGGCAAGAUCGCAUCAUGGGAUUUUGCUUUGCAGCGGUACACAGUUGAGAUUGAAAAGGAAGAGAAGAAGAAGGAAACCGAAGCUCCAGCGAACCCUGACAUGUUCGGUUUGGGAGAUGUUGAAGAGGAUGAAGAGGAUGACACUGAAAAGAACCAGAUUGAACUGGCAGUGCCAAAGAAACUAAUGGUCCUACCAAAGAACGUUCUGGUAGACUUGAAUACUCCUAAGAAGUCCUUGGAUAGCCUUGUGAAGGACUGGAAUGUUUGGAGAAAGAGACCGCGAUCUGUAAGUGCAACUCAGGAUGCAGAAGCUGUGGCUGCGGCGCUUGGUCCGCCACUAGAGUCCAUGGCCAAUUUCCUGCAAGAUGCGGCACAAGCAGUCGCAACAGGGAGUGCAACUGGUAGGGAUGGUGCUGAGCUGAUUGCGGAUGACACUUGGCAGGCAUUGUCCAAUGCUCGCAAUUUGGCGGCCAAACUGCUGGGAGAAGAGCCACAGGAGCCUCCCAAGGCACCGCCGCUGAAUGAGCCCGCUCCGGCACUUGUCCCGUUUGAGAGCGAGACCGUGUCUCAGGCGCUUAAAGAAGCGGCCGAAGUGGCACAAGCGAGCAUUGAGCUCAACAAGGACAAGAAGGAGAAGAAGAGAUCGCGCUCUCGAAAAAGAAGGCGCAAGCGCUCAUCGUCAAGCUCCAGCAGUGGGAAGAAGAAGCGGAAGAAGUAGAUUUUGGAGUGAGCCCAAUUCCAUCAUGAAUGACCAGCAAUUGCAAUGCAAAUAUAUGUGUGUCUAUUUUUUGCGUCAAUUAACAUCAAUCACAGCAUGAAAGCAUCCAUUGCAUGGAAAAUGACAUGGAAACAACAUACACGUUGCGGCGGA
Messenger RNA from Durusdinium trenchii, 2255 nucleotides. NCBI's taxonomy places the organism in Eukaryota, Dinophyceae, Suessiales, Symbiodiniaceae. The record is from the annotation of a GenBank genome assembly.